AUGCAUCUUUGCAAGAGUCAUGUAAAGAGCUUGUUAAUGGGCUGGAUUUCCCAUGUCCUCAAAGCAAAGCUGGCUCCUCAGAAAGUCAUCGGUGUUCCUGGUUUUGAUGGAAAAGACCUUUUUGCUGUCGUUGCUGAACUGAAGCACGCUCAUCACAAGCUGAGUGAGCAGAACAGCAGCCUGCUGAGGACAGUGGCUCAGUGUGAAGAUGUGAAUCUGCAGCUCACUCUGGAGGUUACUGAACUGAGAGCCAAAGUGGCCAGUGCUCAGCGCUCAGCAGUGAGAGUCAGGUCCCUGACAGAGGAACUGGAGGAAACACGCUGUGCGUUUAAAGAGGCCCAGGAGAGGGCAGCUCGUUCCCAGACCAACUGCACAAAACUAAACAAUGAACUUGAAUGUCUCAAGAAUCAAGUCAGGAGGCUUGAAGACAAGAAUGAAAAACUAACCUUUGAAAGGACAUGUUUUGAAGAGACCCUCAACAAAUUAAAGAAAGUUAAUACUGAAUUAAGGGCCGAACUUCAGGCAACCACUGUGAUGUUGACACUGAGAGACAGAGAAAUCACAAAGAAAGACUGUCUUAUGGAUAAGAUGAAGAACUCCCACAUGGAGAAUCACAACAUGAUUAUGGACCUGCAGUCGGAGAUGACAAAAUUACAGGAGCAUUCACACCAAGUUAUUCUAAGGUAUGAUCAAAACCGUAUUGGCCCUCAGAGUAUUUAUGGCAGAGAUCCACUGAACCACCGCUCCCUGCAAAGUGAGAUGCAAGAAAUGCAGGCAAGUAGGAAACUCUCACUUUCUCUGGGUUAAAAAGUGAUUGUAUGUGUAUU
Cynoglossus semilaevis (tongue sole) is the source of this 827-nucleotide messenger RNA. Its product is annotated as chromosome partition protein Smc-like. Lineage: Eukaryota; Metazoa; Chordata; Actinopteri; Pleuronectiformes; Cynoglossidae. Gene Ontology annotation, biological process: actin filament organization; telomere localization; chromosome localization to nuclear envelope involved in homologous chromosome segregation. Gene Ontology annotation, cellular component: lateral element; meiotic nuclear membrane microtubule tethering complex; meiotic spindle pole. The transcript has 10 exons. Gene Ontology annotation, molecular function: dynein complex binding. The coding region runs from base 1 to 807 and encodes 268 amino acids. The record is from RefSeq and is a predicted model, not a curated record.